Parasteatoda tepidariorum (common house spider) is the source of this 695-nucleotide messenger RNA. Its product is annotated as U10-hexatoxin-Hi1a. The record is from RefSeq and is a predicted model, not a curated record. NCBI's taxonomy places the organism in Eukaryota, Metazoa, Arthropoda, Arachnida, Araneae, Theridiidae.
UCUUCUUCUUUUCCUUUUAUAGUUUUAAAAGGUGAAAUUAAGGGCAAGAAGUAAAGAGUUACGUAUUUUCAUGAUUUGAAGUAGUAUAAAUACCUGGACUUUAAUUUGGUAAAAAUUACUUACAAGAUUUAAGAGCAUAACUGUUAAAAUGAAAGUGUUUUCAGUUCUCGUUUUAUGUUUUGCAACGGUUGCUGUGUUUGCUGGUAAAUUAACGGUAGAAGAGAAAAAGGCGAAAAUUGGAGCUUUUUAUAAAUGCCUUGCUUGUGGUGAUCAACAAGCACGAGAUGAAUAUAUGAAAUGUGAGGAACUGAAGCCAAAAAAGAGUCAUGAAAUUGAAGAAGCUUGUAAAAAGGAAGUGAUGCCUGGUAUUGAUGAUAUUAAAGAACGAUGGAAUCACAUAUGCCAGUAUCCAGGCACUACCACAAAGCUUUAUGAUUGUGUAGUAACAGAUGAACACAAAAAGCUAUUUGCACCUGAAGACAAGGAAAAAUUCCAUGAGUUUAAGGAAUGCGCAAAAGAAAUCUACAAAACCCACUGCCAUAAAGAAGAGCAAUAAGCUGACGUGAAAACAAGAUUUUCUUAUUUUUGAAUUUUUAUACCUAGAUAUUUUAUAUUUAAAGAUAUUUAUAAGAUAAAGUUAUGCAUUAGAUGAUUACUUAGUUAAUAAGUUAAAUAAACUUUUUAUACUGAAAUAA